Messenger RNA from Plutella xylostella (diamondback moth), 352 nucleotides. The record is from RefSeq and is a predicted model, not a curated record. Lineage: Eukaryota; Metazoa; Arthropoda; Insecta; Lepidoptera; Plutellidae.
AAAUGUUAUAUCUACAUACCUAAUGAUGGUGUUUUGAUUUUUUAUCAUGAAGGUAUUUUUUAGAUUGCAGCAACCUAUAUUCCUUGGUCUCCUGCUGCGGUUCUACAAUCCAAUACAACAACAAACAAGAAACAACACCACAUCACCAACCUACCUGUCCCGCGUGUUCACCUACUCGGACCCCGGGGGCGACAUCUCGUGGGGGGAGGGGGUGUUCUUCUCGUUCGGCGUGGUGUUCUGCAGCGCCGUCAACGUGGCCGUCCAACACCCCUUCAUGAUGGCCGUCAUGCACGUCGGCAUGAAGAUGAGGGUUGGGUUGUGCAGCCUUAUUUAUAGGAAGGUGAGGAUAUAA